AGGUGUUGGGGGGGGCCCGGGACCUGCCGACUCCGGAGUCCGGCUCCGGGAGGCGGGGCGGGGAGUGGCCCUGCCCAGGCUGCGGGUGCCGGGCGAAGCGCUAAAGCGGGUCAGGCUUCCUUCUUCUCUCCUCGCCUUUCCUCCCCUCCCACCUGGGCCUCUGCGUGGAGACGCGCACCUGGCAACGGGCGGCCGCGCUGCGUCCCCGCCUUCUCCACUGGGCCGGGUGCCCCGAGCCUACCCAGCACCCCGAGGCGGUCGUCGGCGCCGCGCUUCCUGGAGACGGCCUCGAGCGCUUGCUCGUUGAUGCCGUUUUGGGGGUGACCCGGCGCAGCACGGCUGCGGCUCUAUGGUGGGGGGGUGUUAGGGGUCGCGGCUCGGCUGGGCGUCGAGUGCGCGGCUGCGGGGUGGCAAAGCGGCCAGCGAGCAAGACCCCGCGCGCGGCUCGGAUUUCGGGGCUCUGGAGGAGGCCGCCACGGCUGCGCGGGAGCGGGAGAUGUUGGAGCUGAGGCACCGGGGAAGUUGCCCCGGCCCCGGGGGAGCGGUGGCGCCGCCACCCCGCGAGGGAGAGGCGGCUGGUGGGGACCACGAAACCGAGAGCACCAGCGACAAAGAAACAGAUAUUGAUGACAGAUUUGGAGAUUUGGAUUCCAGAGCAGAUUCUGAUAUUCCAGAAAUUCCACCAUCCUUAGAUAGAACCCCUGAGAUCCUGAAGAAAGCUUUGUCUGGUUUAUCUUCAAGGUGGAAAAAUUGGUGGAUUCGUGGAAUUCUUACUCUAACUAUGAUUUCAAUGUUUUUCCUGAUCAUCUAUAUGGGAUCCUUUAUGCUGAUGCUUCUUGUUCUGGGCAUCCAAGUAAAAUGCUUCCAUGAAAUCAUCACUAUAGGUUACAGAGUCUAUCAUUCUUAUGAUCUUCCAUGGUUCAGAACACUGAGUUGGUACUUUCUAUUGUGUGUAAACUACUUUUUCUAUGGAGAGACUGUGGCUGAUUAUUUUGCUACAUUUGUUCAGAGAGAAGAACAGCUUCAGUUCCUCAUUCGCUACCACAGAUUUAUAUCAUUUGCCCUCUAUCUGGCAGGUUUCUGCAUGUUUGUACUGAGCUUGGUGAAGAAACAUUAUCGUCUGCAGUUUUAUAUGUUCGCAUGGACACAUGUCACUUUACUGAUAACCGUUACUCAGUCACAUCUUGUCAUCCAAAAUCUGUUUGAAGGCAUGAUAUGGUUCCUUGUUCCAAUAUCAAGUGUUAUCUGCAAUGACAUUACUGCUUACCUUUUUGGAUUUUUUUUUGGAAGAACUCCUUUAAUUAAGUUGUCUCCUAAAAAGACAUGGGAAGGAUUCAUUGGCGGUUUCUUUUCUACAGUCGUGUUUGGAUUCAUUGCUGCCUAUGUAUUGUCAAAAUACCAGUACUUUGUGUGCCCAGUGGAAUACCGAAGCGACAUCAACUCCUUUGUCACAGAAUGUGAGCCCACAGAACUUUUCCAGCUUCAGAGUUACUCACUUCCUCCCUUCCUACAGGCAGUAUUGAGACAGGAAACAGUGAGUUUAUAUCCUUUCCAGAUACACAGCAUUGCUCUUUCAACAUUUGCAUCUCUAAUUGGCCCAUUUGGAGGCUUCUUUGCCAGUGGGUUCAAAAGAGCUUUCAAAAUUAAGGAUUUUGCAAAUACCAUUCCUGGACACGGUGGGAUAAUGGACAGAUUUGAUUGUCAGUAUUUGAUGGCCACUUUUGUGCAUGUGUACAUCACGAGUUUUAUAAGGGGUCCAAAUCCCAGCAAAGUGCUUCAGCAGUUGUUGGUGCUUCAACCAGAACAGCAGUUAAAUAUAUAUAAAACCCUGAAGACUCAUCUCAUUGAGAAAGGAAUCCUACAGCCCACCUUGAAAGUAUAGCUGGAUCCAGAGAGGGGAGGACUGACAAGAAAGAAUUCUGCAGAAAAGCACUGAGAGAUGAAAUCUUGUAACUGUACAGAAAAAUGGUUGAAAAUGCAAUAGAUUGACAUUUUACAGGCAUGAAUGUUGGUUCUCUGAAAUUACUGUGAAUAUUUAACAAACACUUACUUGAUCUAAGUUGUGAAAUAAGUAGCAAAUUGCCAGCAAAAUAUCCUGUACUUUUUCUAAGAUGUAUUUUCUGAUGUUAACUUCCUUCCCCUUACUUGCUGGGUUUCAUAAUUUAAAAGACUUGUAUUUUAAAGAGUCAAACACUAUAAAAUAAGUAAAUCGAGGCGAUCUUAAGAUUGCACCUGGCAGUGGGAUCUUUUGCACAAAUGUUCACUUUUGCACUUGGAGCUACUCUUUGAUUUUAACAGAGUAUUGUUUGUAAGGCACACCGGGGAGUCCGCUCUGCUUCUCAGUCUGAAGUAUUUUCUGAAGGGCUGAGUUUGAUGGGGGGAAAAUGAUUGUCUACUUUUCUUUUUUUUUUUUUUUUUCCUUUCUUUUUUUGGUGGUUGUUUUGGCUUGGUUUUCUGUUGCUGGGGAGUGAACCAGGCCUUGCACAUUCUAGAUUCUAGUCAUGUGCUCUAGGAUUGAGUGACACUCCAGCCUGACUUUCCACUUUUCAAAGAAGUAAUCAUUUUCCAGGAGAAAGCAUUCUGCUUUUAGGUAGGUUCAAACUUCAAUAGAGGGAGGAUUAAAUUUCUGCCAUUAUUUGUGUGUUUAAAAAAAGCACUCCACUUCUGAUAAAAUUAUUUGGAAAAACACAGCCUUACAGAAACUUUCCAAGAGAAACAAAGGAGAUUUCUGCCUGAAGAACACAGUGUUCGGAUCCUCCUCUGCAGAUGAUCUCAACGGGACUAUAGUUCAGGAGGCAGCUUCUAAAACAGUGCUGUGUGGCCUGAGCCCCCUCUUGGUCGAGUUCUCCGCUUUUUUCUUGUUUCCCUGUGAACUGAUUUUGCUAAGGUGUGUAGUGGUAGGCACACAGCAAGGUCAGUGCUCAGGGCAGUGAGUGGUGUGGUAGCCAAAGCAGAGGAGGGGAUGCUUAGCUGAGCAAGGCCCGUAGGAGGGGGCCCCUGAUCCUAUGUUUUGGGUACCUCCUUCCAGAUCUCCAGUGAAGCCCUUCAGAGACUUUUCUAAAAAGAAGGAAGAAGACUCAGUCCCAUGUCAACUCCCUGGGGGUGGCUAACCUUUGUCCCAUUGUUCUUUCUCAUCAUGUCAUAAAAUCUAAGGACAUCAGCUGAUUAUUUUUUCUCGUAAGAAUGAAAAUCAAGUAGAAGUGAUUGCCACCAAAACCAAAAAGCACACGAAUGCCAAACCAUUCCUUUGGUGGGCUGGACACUGUAAGCAAACAAAAAAGAGUAAGUUUCUUUUCCUUGGACACAAAUAAGCUCCUAUUGUGUGCUCCCUACAGCCAUAUUUAAUGUAUUGAACUGUCAGCAAUAAACCUGCACAAAGAGCCCAGUGCUCCUGGUCAAAUGUUCAGAGGGGAGAUAGAGAUCUAUUUUAAAGAAUGUUUUGCUAAUGAAAAGUAAAUAUUUUUGUUUAGAUCAAAAAAAAAUUCCAUUAUUUUAUAUGUCCACGCUACUGCUAUAUUUAAAAGACUAUAACUCUGCCUGGGUUCCACACGUGGACCCGCGCUGUCAGCCUCAUGGCAUACCACAGGGAUGGCAGAGGAUAGAGCACUUGGCACUAAGACCCUCAGGGUUGGGUCUGGUGUCCACUUAGCUGAUUCACCACUGCUGCACGUGUUCAGUGAGCAUUGUGUCUGUCACACCACUCUACAAAAACUAGAAUUGGCACUGAAAGGGUUAUUACAGGAGGGAAUUAUCACCUUUAAAAUCAGGCCACCUACAUAUUGAUUUUCAGUACUCUUGCAUUUAUUUCCCCCACUAACAGCACCAAAUGUUGAUCAUCAAAAAUGUGAGAUACAACAGUUUAGAAAACAGAAUGAAAAUUUUGCGAUAGGAAUUUAUGUUGAAAAUUUGACCUUUACACAAGUAAAAACUCCUUGAAGAUUCACAAAGCCCUCCGCAUUUUUAUUUGAAGUACUUGAUGAGGCAUUGCAAGACAGAAUUAUGAGAGCAUCACUAAAUACAUGUAUUACAAAAUCAAUAUCAUUACAAAGUGUGAAGCUGGAAACAUUUCGGGUCACAGUAAAAGCUUUUCUCAAAUAAACUUUUAGAUUUGGGUGUACUUUAUUCUUUAUGUAAAAAGAUAAAUUCUUAAAAUUUUAACGGAGCUCUAAAGAUUAACCUUUGUAGUGUACUUUUAUAGCAUGUAUAUUCAAACUAUAUAUUUUAGCAGAAGAUUGCCAUAAAACCAUGACUUUGGUCAUUUUUGUAUUUGCACUGGGAAGAGGGCUAAAAUUCCAAUGUAGCGAUGUGGCGGUGGAAAAAUGGAAAGCUGGGAACUUCUUUCACAGCAGUGGCCAGUGUUCCAAAGUGGCCAUUGGGGAAGGUAGUCCAUUGUACUCACUGCUUGACUUUUUUACCUGUGGGAUGCGAUGUUUCCUCAAUGCUUUCUCCCUUGUGGUUGGUGGUGCUUAUACAGUGACUGAGAAUACAAAGACCACCUGCCCCCCCUUUUCAUUUUUAGUAUCUCUUCAUUUGCACUUUGGUUUGAACAAAGAUAGUGUCACCUUGUUCAAAGAAAAGGACAAGGUACAAACAGUGUGUAUAGACUGUAUAUAGGUGAAAGUUGUGUGUCAAUCAGUUCUCUGAAUCUUUUUACUGAAACAGAUAGGGAAAUAAAACUUCAAUCACAUUUUGA
Messenger RNA from Marmota monax (woodchuck), 4693 nucleotides. RefSeq names its product CDP-diacylglycerol synthase 1 (gene Cds1). The record is from RefSeq and is a predicted model, not a curated record. Bases 497 to 1882 code for a protein of 461 amino acids. Gene Ontology annotation, cellular component: endoplasmic reticulum membrane. The transcript has 13 exons. Gene Ontology annotation, molecular function: phosphatidate cytidylyltransferase activity. Lineage: Eukaryota; Metazoa; Chordata; Mammalia; Rodentia; Sciuridae.